GGCCUGGACCCCGCCAUGCCGCUGUUCGUGACGAGCAACCUCGACGAGAAACUGGACGCGUCGGACGCGCACUUCGUGGACGUCGUCCACACCAACGCGCUGGCGCAGGGCAAAGUGGAGCAGUGUGGCCACAUCGACUUCUACAUGAACGGCGGUAUCACCCAGCCCGGCUGCUACGGGGAGUCUGGUUGCAAUCACCACCGUUCGCUGGCGUACUUCGCGGAGUCCGUGAGGUCGGAGGCGGGCUUCUGGGGCUGGCCGUGUGGAGGCGUCAUGCACUACAUACUGGGACUGUGCCCGCCUCGCGGCACUCCAUGGAAGAUGGGCGAGGACGUGGAUCAGCGUAUUUCAAACAAUAGAAGAAUAGAAGAGAUGGAUGUCCAUUGGUUUCUAAUUCCAAAUAAUGUGUACACUACUUAAUUUUAGGAAUAUGAAGUAGAAGAUAUUGACAGGCAUACCAAAGAUAUGUAUACACUAAAUUACUGUUUUGAUAACCACCAUUGUAGAUAACAAUGGACAUAGAAUAAGAAUAUUUUAUGAUUACUAUAUUAUUGUGCCAUAUACAUGUAUAUUUCAAUUCCUAUUUGUACGAAAUGUCCACCCAAAUAGAAUUUUUCCGUGUGAA
Molecule: messenger RNA, 625 nt
Organism: Gryllus bimaculatus (two-spotted cricket)
Lineage: Eukaryota; Metazoa; Arthropoda; Insecta; Orthoptera; Gryllidae
Source: the annotation of a GenBank genome assembly